Fukomys damarensis (Damara mole-rat) is the source of this 7240-nucleotide messenger RNA. It is a transcript of the gene Clcn5, whose product is annotated as chloride voltage-gated channel 5. The coding region runs from base 253 to 2703 and encodes 816 amino acids. The record is from RefSeq and is a predicted model, not a curated record. Lineage: Eukaryota; Metazoa; Chordata; Mammalia; Rodentia; Bathyergidae. Gene Ontology annotation, biological process: chloride transport; transmembrane transport. Gene Ontology annotation, molecular function: voltage-gated chloride channel activity. The transcript has 14 exons. Gene Ontology annotation, cellular component: membrane; synaptic vesicle; early endosome.
AUAUCAGUUGCUCCGACUUCCAAGUUGUACGUGUACUCGUGUGAUAACGUCAGUGGAAGCUGCUCCGGGUAAAAUGAGGGAAAUCCAGGAGUUGGAGCAUUAAAAGCCAGUUUGAGGCUUUAGCAUCUUAUAGAAAGUAGGACCGCACAGCCUACCUUUCCAUCUACACUCCAUUCAACUCUUCCUACAAAACUGGGGGGCUCCGGGAAGCCCUGAGCUUGUGACCUCAUUGUGGGAGAAGAUUGGAUCAAGAUGGCCAUGUGGCAGGGAGCCAUGGAUAAUAGAGGCUUUCAGCAGGGGAGUUUUACUAGCUUCCAGAGCAGCUCCAGUGAUGAAGACUUGAUGGACAUACCAGAGACAGCUAUGGAUUUCUCCAUGAGAGAUGAUGUUCCUCCUCUAGACCGAGAAAUAGAAGGGGACAAGUCCUAUAAUGGUGGUGGAAUAGCUUCUUCAAAUAGGAUCAUGGACUUCUUGGAGGAGCCGAUUCCUGGUGUAGGGACCUAUGAUGAUUUCAACACAAUUGAUUGGGUGAGAGAGAAGUCUCGAGACCGGGAUAGGCACCGGGAGAUUACCAAUAAAAGCAAAGAGUCGACAUGGGCCUUAAUUAACAGUGUGAGUGAUGCUUUUUCCGGCUGGCUGUUGAUGCUCUUUAUUGGCCUUUUAUCAGGUUCCUUAGCUGGUCUGAUAGACAUCUCUGCGCACUGGAUGACAGACUUAAAAGAAGGUAUAUGCACAGAGGGAUUCUGGUUUAACCAUGAACACUGCUGCUGGAACUCUCAGCAGGUCACCUUUGAAGACAGAGACAAGUGCCCGGAGUGGAAUAGUUGGUCCCAGCUCAUCAUCAGCAUGGAUGAGGGAGCCUUUGCCUACAUAGUCAACUAUUUCAUGUAUGUCCUGUGGGCUCUUCUGUUUGCCUUCCUUGCCGUAUCUCUUGUCAAAGUGUUUGCACCUUAUGCCUGUGGCUCUGGAAUCCCUGAGAUAAAAACUAUCUUGAGUGGUUUCAUUAUUAGAGGCUAUUUGGGUAAGUGGACCCUGGUUAUCAAAACCAUCACCUUGGUGCUGGCAGUGUCAUCUGGCUUGAGCCUGGGCAAAGAGGGUCCCCUAGUACACGUGGCUUGCUGCUGUGGGAACAUCCUGUGCCACUGCUUCAACAAAUACAGGAAGAAUGAGGCCAAGCGCAGAGAGGUCUUGUCGGCUGCAGCAGCUGCUGGUGUAUCUGUAGCCUUUGGAGCACCUAUCGGUGGAGUAUUAUUUAGCCUGGAAGAGGUCAGCUACUAUUUUCCCCUCAAAACCUUGUGGCGUUCAUUCUUUGCUGCCCUAGUGGCAGCAUUUACUCUGCGUUCCAUCAAUCCAUUUGGGAACAGUCGCCUUGUUCUAUUUUAUGUGGAGUUUCACACUCCAUGGCAUCUCUUUGAGCUUGUGCCAUUCAUUCUGUUGGGCAUAUUUGGUGGUCUGUGGGGAGCUCUGUUUAUCCGCACAAAUAUCGCGUGGUGUCGGAAGCGGAAGACCACCCAGUUGGGCAAGUAUCCUGUCAUAGAGGUACUCAUCGUGACAGCCAUCACUGCCAUCCUGGCUUUCCCGAAUGAAUACACCCGAAUGAGCACAAGUGAGCUCAUUUCUGAGCUGUUCAAUGACUGUGGCCUUUUGGACUCUUCCAAGCUUUGUGAUUAUGAAAACCGUUUCAACACAAGCAAGGGUGGCGACCUGCCUGACAGACCUGCGGGCGCAGGAGUCUACAGUGCCAUGUGGCAGCUGGCUUUGACCCUCAUAUUGAAAAUUGUCAUUACGAUAUUCACUUUUGGCAUGAAGAUCCCUUCUGGCCUCUUUAUCCCUAGCAUGGCUGUUGGUGCUAUAGCAGGUCGACUUUUAGGCGUAGGAAUGGAACAGCUGGCCUAUUACCACCAUGACUGGGCCAUCUUCAAUAGCUGGUGUAGUCAGGGAGCUGAUUGUAUCACUCCUGGACUUUAUGCCAUGGUUGGCGCUGCAGCCUGCUUAGGUGGAGUGACUCGGAUGACUGUUUCUCUUGUUGUCAUAAUGUUUGAGCUGACUGGUGGCUUGGAAUAUAUUGUUCCUCUGAUGGCUGCAGCCAUGACAAGCAAGUGGGUGGCAGAUGCUCUUGGGCGGGAAGGCAUUUAUGAUGCCCAUAUCCGUCUCAAUGGAUACCCCUUUCUUGAAGCCAAAGAAGAGUUUGCACAUAAGACCCUGGCGAUGGAUGUGAUGAAACCCCGGAGAAAUGAUCCUUUGCUGACUGUCCUUACUCAGGACAGCAUGACGGUGGAAGAUGUAGAGACCAUAAUCAGUGAAACUACUUACAGUGGUUUCCCAGUGGUAGUGUCCCGGGAAUCUCAAAGGCUUGUAGGCUUUGUCCUUCGAAGAGAUCUCAUUAUUUCAAUUGAAAAUGCUCGAAAGAAACAAGAUGGAGUUGUGAGCACGUCCAUCAUUUACUUCACUGAGCAUUCUCCUCCAGUGCCACCAUACACUGCACCCACCCUGAAGCUUCGGAACAUCCUCGAUCUUAGCCCUUUCACUGUAACUGACCUGACACCCAUGGAGAUCGUAGUGGAUAUCUUCCGCAAGCUGGGACUACGGCAAUGCUUGGUUACACACAAUGGGCGAUUGCUUGGAAUCAUUACCAAAAAGGAUGUGUUAAAGCAUAUAGCACAGAUGGCAAACCAAGAUCCAGAUUCCAUUCUCUUCAACUAGAAUUGGGGUUCUUCUGGAUAUAAAAUGGGAAGGACAUUGCAGACCGUGGAUAUAUUUUAUUAACUGGGUACCCAAAACACAUUUCCCAUAUUUGGAUGGUGAAGUCAUAUUAGUGUGUUAUCUCUUUCCUACAAGUUAACCGGUUGCACUGCAUAAUCUGGAAAUCAAUCUCCUCUUUAGGAGAAAAUACAGUUAGGCUUCAGAUAUAUUGCAUUAGGAAGAUCUCAUGAAAGAGUAUAAAUAAGAUUGCUGUGGUUUAUAUUUUUUUAGUAAUUUUUUUAAUUUAAAAAACGAUUGUUAGCCAGUAUGCAAUCACUGAAAACUAUGCAAGAAGAAUUUCAACCGUCCUGAAUCAUAGCCUGCAGGAAACUCAUGAAAUAAGUCACUUUUGGGGGAUCUGUCAUUGGUGGAAGAUGAAGUGUAACCUAAAGGGGCUUUGCUUUUCAAACCAUAGAAAAGAAAGCCAGAAGGAAAAUAGCAAUGGUAUUUUUUAGACUGUGAAGAUUCAAUUCAAAUAUUAUCCUUAUUCCUGUUACAAUAUUUAGCAUUAUUCAUUUGUUAUAUGUUUAUGUGUAUGUUAGUUUUAAUUUCUGAUUAUAAGACAAUGCUGCUUUGGUUAAUCUCCUUGAGAUGAAUUUAGAGAGGUUGACUUUUAUAGCUUGCUUGUUCCUGGUCCUCUUUUGAAGUAUACAAAAAUAAGUUAUAGAGCUUUGUUCUUGUCUUCAAGUGCUCCAGAUGGAAUUUGUUAGCUAGUAGACAAGGACUUCACCAUGAAUUUAUUAGUAGCAAGGGAUGAUUUCUUUCAGCUUCCUUGAACUUAAUUACAAGUAAAGUUCUAAGCAAAAUCAAUGACUAGACAUUUCACAUUUUUGUGAGGUCCUAACUAAUCCUCUUACUCAGAUGCCACCUCCAUGAAUGAUGGUGCUUUAGGCUUCUGGAAUAUGUAAGGAUAGUAAAGGGAACCAAGUCUAGACCGCACACUGGUAAAUCAGGGAAGAUUCAGAGCUGCUGAUGCACCCUCAUGCAUUCCUUUGUACGACCAGGACUAAAACAACAGCAUCAAGUACAUAUAGCAGGCCGGUGGUGUUCCUGUGAGCAUGAAUUAGGCUUGGGAUACUUUCAGAUCUCUUCAAGGUGUUGGAUCAGAAUAGGCAACUGUGACUUGAAUGCAGAGCCAUUCAAGACCUGGGGAUAUGGAUAAGGCCUGGUGACACCAAAGGUGCUUGUCUCCCCUUGAAAAGGUGCCUGUCUCAAUUUUCUGCCACACUUACUACAGUUUAAAAAAAAAUAAAAUCACACAAUAUAGACACCUGGUGGAAUUAAAGAGCCACCACAUCAUUCCAACCACUGUUUCAUCUUCUGUACUUUUACUUAUGUACAGUUUACUCUUCCUCCACUCUGUUCUCCUUCCUUCUUCAUUUUGUGCUUCAGUACUGAAUCUUCUCUUGGAUUGAGCAUUAUGCCUGGUUAAUAAUUUCUAGUAACAGAAAAUAACUUAUGAGAGCCUAGUUAAAUUGUAAAGCAAGGCUCAGCAAUCUCAUGGCACAUGGACUAGAGGUGACACAUGACCCCUUUCUUUGCCGUGUGGGUCAGUUGCUGUUUCCAUGCCUCUGAGGCUGCCCCAGAUGCCUAUGGCAAGGAAACUCCAUUGUCAGGGAUGAGAAUCCAACUCUGCUUAUUGUAAAAAUCUGUCCUAACACUUGCUCCAUCCCAGAGUCAGCAUUCACUUGGCACAUUCUCCCAUACUCCCCAAACACCACAGUGUACCUCAUUUAAAAGAUGUUGCUUCCCAAAUUUAGCACUUUUUACCCCUAGGUCUUAUCGUACCAAAAUCUGAAAUUCUUUUAUUUCCCAGAGCUGAGUAGCCAAUUUAAAAAAAAUUAUCUUUUAAAUAUCAAGGAGGUCACUGCAGUUUCUCCUUUUAAGUGUAUCCCUUUAGCAUUCUAUUGAAAAAGAAGAAAAUGCCCCAGGGUACAUGGCGUCAUAGUCAUGGUUCACUAGCUUUCUGUCUUUUGUUCCUUCCAUGCCACUGAUUCUUUCCUAUGAGAUAAGACUGUCUGACUGACCAACCUAUAUGUUAUGUAGAGAUUAAAGUUCUUAUUUGUACAUUUCUGGUUCAACAUCUAUCAUAUUAACCAUCCUUCCUCACUAAAGUUUGCAAACCAAGAAAUGUUCCUAUUACUGAUACUUGAAAGCAAGGGAAGGUUUGGUCAGAUUUCAUAGUGCAGCAGUGACAUUAAGGGUGUCUUAUUUACCUUUGUUUUUAGCCUCUGUUCUUGAUUUUAGACAGAUGAGCCAGCGUUGAGGUGCUACUUCAGAGAAUUAAUGAACAAAAUCAGAUAAUACUGUGCCAAGGUAUACUUUCUAGAUACUAAGCACCGGUUGGCCCUCCAGAGAAUGAUAACAUCCCUUUGAUACCUCAUUCCUCAUAAAUCUCAUUCAUUAACCUCAUCUUCUCAGGAAUUCUUGUAGCUUGUGCACUAGAAGUAGAUGUAGUGUAUGGUGUGUACUAUAUGUUCAAUCCUAUGGUUUGACUCACAGGUUGGCUAGCUCAGCACUUGACACUCAGAGUUUCUUGUCUUGAGGAAGAAAGACAAGUUUCUUGUCUUGAAGGAAGAUGUGUUUCCUGCUAUUACCAUUUCAGCAGUUAAACAUACUUAACCAAAAAGCAAGGCCAAAAUAGAGGGGUCUGUCAGCAGCCUCAACUGGCCACAUGCCAGUAGCAAAAGAAUAGAUAACUUGUGAUUUUUAAAAUGAAUGAAUGGAGACUAGUCUAUUUUGGAAUAGAAGAAUUACUUGAAUAGAAUAGAAAAAGAAAAAAUAUAGAAGAAAAUAGAAGAAUCAAAAAUUACUUGACACAAGGGAAGGGUUUACAAAAGAACACCAAUAGGUACUUCAACAGAGUUUGGAUUUUUCCAAGGAAAAAUAUCUGGUCAGCAUCCAACUGUGAAGUGAGUGAGAGUGUUAAGUCUAACUGCUACAUUUUGUAUCUUCAGAUCUUCAAUUUAAAGAAUUUAAGAAAGCUGAAACAGUGAAUUUAUAAUGAGAAAAAAGUGGAGGGAAGAAGCAGAGGACUGAAAUACAAAAUAAUGGCUCUGUUAAAGAUCAUUUCUAUUCUGAUGUUUGGCUGGAAAUGAAUUGCAACACUCUCUUCUUCCUCUGACUCCAGAUUCCUGGCUCAGCCCAGCUGUAGAGCAGAGAAUAUCUACAAAAUCGGUAUUUUCUGGUGGACUCCUUGAGAUUGAUAAUGCUUUGAAUUUCCCAGCUGGCAGAGUAAAUGAUUAAUUUGCCGAUUGAACUGCAAAACAAUUCUGUUUUGGAACCAAAGGCUGAAUCUAAGCCCUUGUAGGAAAAGUAGAGUCCUUUUUGUAAAAUAUACCCUCCAAAUAUGUGGACUGAACAUAAGUGUCCUAAAGUUUUACUUUGUUUAACCACUUCUGGGAUUUCCUGGAUUCCCUUCGGGGAGGGGGUUGAAAGUAAUGGCAGGAGAAAAGCCUGUGUAAGAAAAUACACGAAUAGUAUAAAAUGGUACAAGGAAAGGCAUUCCACAACCCUUGCCAUGUAUUCUGGCACUGAGAUGUAUAGAAACUGCUUGAUCAUGUGCCUUGUGAGAGAAAGUCAAGUAAUCCCCCAAGGCCAGUCUUUUGAAGCAAACCAGAGGCUCAAAGCCAUGUUCAGCUCAAAGGCAGCCUGGUUUUAUGGAGAGAGCUGACUCCAGAUAUUUGCACAGAAAGGAAUGUGCUAUCUAAAUGGUAAGCUUUCUUUACAUCUACAUUUUUAACUUCCCUGUGAUGUCCGUAUAUAUUGAAAAGAAAAAGGUACAAGUUGCUCAAGUCAGAACUUAAGAGCUGAGUAAAUUUGAAGCCCAGUCGGCACAAUGGACCUGGGCGAUUAUUGAAUUUUGUUCCGCUUCAGUUUCAGUUGUUUUCUCCAAGGAGAAAAGCUCUAAGGAAGAGUGGAUGUUAGCAAAUUUAAGUUACUCCCCCAGCAUUUGCUGGCCACAUUGUCAUUUCUACACAUCCGGAUCCUGGCAAGGUUUUGAAAAGAUUCAGGGGACAAAAGUGUUUUUUCCAUGGUGUAGUCUAUAUAGUCUGAUUUUGCCAAAUCACCCAAGAAAGAAAAAGAAAGAAAGAAGUAAGGAAGGAGAUGAUUUGCUGAGUUUGCAUGUCUUGGAUGAGACUUCUCAAGCCACCCAGCCCAGUCUUGUAGUCAUAAAUUCUUACCUCUAAAUUCCUACCAGGGGUCAUUGGCCUCAGUGCGCACUCUUUGAAUGAAUAUACCUUGCCUAAAGUUUGACUUUUACAGCAAAUGAUACAAAAAUAUGAGGGUUUUUGAAACACAAUCUCUGCCUCUCCCUUUUAAUCUCUUUAUCCUCCUUUCCAUCCAUGUUUUGAAUUCAAAUUUCUCUCCAAUUUUACAAAUGCAGUGUUUUGAAUGUGUACCUUGGGAAAGAGGGAGAGAAUGCUUCUGAGAACAGAAUGAAGGCUCCUCCUGAGUGAAUGCGGCAUUAACAUUUUACUCUAUGGUAGUAGUUAAA